CCCACCGCUUUUGACAGAGCUCGACGUUUUUUGUGCAGUCAUAACACAUUGCUCUCCAAAAUGAAAUGUAAUAGGAAUUUACCAGUGGUUCUUACCGUUUUCUAUACAUCCAUUGGCUUUUAUGUCUGUGCAAGGAUGGAAGCCAUUAUGACAAAAAUUGAGUGUCCCAAUCAUUCACCAGAAAUUGUCCAGAACCUUAGCUGCCAUUUACAUAAGAAAUCACCAAGUUCCGGAUCAAAAUCAUAUUCCGCUGAUUUUUCCUUAAGAAACGACGCAAAUGACAUCAGAGGAGUUUACGUAUUUUCUUUCAAGCAAGGCUCAGCCAUAAUCAACUAUACUGCAUCGGAAAUGGACUAUUGUCAGGCAUUAGCAGCUCUACACUCACACUUUUUGUAUAAGAUGAUUGCCGAUGAGCUGCGACGAGUUUCGAAUUUUCCACUGCAAUGUCCAUUUAAAAUGAACAAAAGGUAUUUUAUUAAUGAAUUUACCAUCAACUCAAAGCUAAUACCCAGCUAUGCGCCGGAAAUGAGUUUUACUUCGGACUGCAACAUAUACAUUAAGAAACGAAGAGCAAUACAAUUAACCAUCCAUGGUCGUGUAGUUCGCCGCUGA
Messenger RNA from Drosophila teissieri, 612 nucleotides. RefSeq lists its product as uncharacterized. NCBI's taxonomy places the organism in Eukaryota, Metazoa, Arthropoda, Insecta, Diptera, Drosophilidae. The transcript is spliced from 3 exons. The coding region runs from base 61 to 612 and encodes 183 amino acids. The record is from RefSeq and is a predicted model, not a curated record.